UCAUAUAAUACUAACUGCCACACGUACUAAACUGAACUAAACUAAGGAUACGCGCGCCACUCUUUUAUACCUGAAGAGUGAUGAUGACCUUAUCUCCAUUUAUGGCUUCUCAACCAUCUUUAGCCUUCACUGUGACAAGGCAAAAGCCUGAGCUUGUUGCUCCGGCAGAGCCGACUCCACGCGAAAUCAAGUACCUUUCCAACAUUGAUGACCAACAAGGUCUGAGGUUUCAAGUUCCAUUUAUACAUUUUUACCGCAAUGAACCUUCCAUGAGUGGGAAGGACCCCGUGCAGGUUAUACGUCAAGCUUUAGCUAAAGCACUUGUUUUUUUCUACCCCUUCGCCGGUAGACUCCGGGAGGGACCUGGACGGAAGCUGAUGGUGGAUUGCACCGGUGAGGGCGUCAUGUUCAUCGAGGCUGAUGCUGACGCCACACUCCAACACUUUGCCGUUGGAGGUGAACUCAAGCCUCCAUUUCCGUGUUUUGAUCAACUUCUUUAUAAUGUUCCUGGUUCUGCUGAAAUUCUCAACUGCCCUUUGUUCCUUAUACAGGUGACUCGUCUAAGGUGUGGGGGUUUCAUUUUUGCUUUACGCCUAAAUCACUCCAUGUCUGAUGCCUGUGGACUAGUCCACUUCUUGAAUACCAUAGCCGAAAUUGCAAGAGGUGCAGAAGCUCCAUCGGUUUAUCCAGUAUGGCAACGGGAGUUUUUCGACGCCCGUAACCCUCCCCGCAUAACAUGCACACAUUAUGAGUUUGAGGAGGUACCGGCAGAUUCAACGGGAGCAAACAUUCCACUCGACAACCUCGUCCAUCGUUCUUUCUUCUUCGGACCUACUGAGAUUUCGGCCUUACGUAGCUCUCUCCCACCCCAUUUGCUCAAAUGUUCCAGGUUCGAGGUGGUAACAGCUUGUCUUUGGCGCUGCCGUACCAUUGCCAUGGAAUUCGACCCCAACGAUGAGGUUCGGAUCUUUGGCACAGUCAACGCACGUCCUAGGUUAAAAAAUCCCCCGGUUCCAAAUGGCUACUAUGGCAAUGCUUUUGUUUAUCCAGGAGCAAAAUCAACUGCGGGCAAAGUGAGCAAAAGUCCAUUGUCUCACGCACUCGAGUUGGUCACAAACAUAAAAUCUAGCUUUACCGAAGAGUACAUUAAAUCGGUAGCCGACUUGAUGAUCCUUAAGGGACGGCCAACGUUCACUUUGCAAGGGACUUUUAUUGUGUCAGAUGUUACUCGUGUUGGAUUCCCAGAAAUAGAUAUGGGAUGGGGCCAGUCGGUUUUUGGUGGGCCGGCUCACGGAGGUGUGGGUGGUAUUCCCGGCUUAAUAACCUUUUACAUACCAUAUGAAGAUAACAAAGGCGACCAUGGGAUACUGGUUCCGAUGUGCUUGCCGGCGAUUGCAAUGGGGAAGUUUGUGAAAGAGCUUGAAAACUGCUUAAUGAAGUGAUGAACUUCAUCGUCCCAAAAUUCAAUGCAUUUAAUUUAUAUGUGGUAGUUUCACUUUGAUGUUAACUGCAUGUCAACGUACGAAUUGUCUACGUGUAUCUUGUUAUUUAUUGUUGUCGACAAAAAUAUGGAGCACCCGGUAUUAUCGUGUGUUUAUAAAAUAUUAAAAUUAUAUAAGUUGGUA
Molecule: messenger RNA, 1625 nt
Organism: Ipomoea nil (Japanese morning glory)
Lineage: Eukaryota; Viridiplantae; Streptophyta; Magnoliopsida; Solanales; Convolvulaceae
Product: benzyl alcohol O-benzoyltransferase-like
Exons: 2
Coding region: 81-1442 (453 amino acids)
Source: RefSeq, a predicted model, not a curated record